Rhizophagus irregularis DAOM 181602=DAOM 197198 is the source of this 1523-nucleotide messenger RNA. RefSeq lists its product as uncharacterized. Gene Ontology annotation, cellular component: nucleus. Lineage: Eukaryota; Fungi; Glomeromycota; Glomeromycetes; Glomerales; Glomeraceae. Gene Ontology annotation, biological process: regulation of transcription by RNA polymerase II. The record is from RefSeq and is a predicted model, not a curated record. Gene Ontology annotation, molecular function: DNA-binding transcription activator activity, RNA polymerase II-specific; RNA polymerase II transcription regulatory region sequence-specific DNA binding.
UACAAAUUAUGAUUGAAUUAGUCAGCCUUUAGAAAGAUUUUUUCAUUCCGUUUUUAAAAGUUAUUUUGUCGACUUUUUCUUUCUUAAUCGCUCGAGACCUGGAGCGGCCAACUUAACUAAAACGGAUCAUUAAUAUUAAAAAGUUCAACAAUGUCUUCGAAUUAUAACUAUAAUUACAUCGCUCAACUAAACUCUCUAAAUCCAGUCACAGCACCUGAAAUGUCCGAUGAGGAUCUAGCCAGAGAAUUAGAAUUCUGGUCUAAUACUCAAUUUAUUGAAGUUUCACCUGGAAUGAGCUUGUUAGAUGAUGAGUUUUCAACUAUUGAUACGAAACUUGAUCAAAAUGUUACUCAGCCUAUGAUGGUUCAACACGAACUUACUACCCUUACUGACCAAACGCAAACACAACAAACUUUACAUUAUCCGUUAUUCUUUCCAACUCCGAACUCACUCGUACCGAAUCGUUUGCAGCCUAUUACAAUUGCAACUUCCUCUAACGAUAAUUUUACGCCUAUAUUUCCAGCUACUCCUAUAGCUCCAGUUAACGUCUCAUCAAACGUUUCUAAUAAUUCGGUAAUUUUAUCAAAAGAAACACAAGAAAAUUCCCCAAACUCAACACCUACUACUACAAAGAUCACAACAGACUCUACAUCCACAGUCUCUACAAAAGCUACUACCAAAACCACCACUUCUACUAACACUACUCCUUCAUCUACAAGUGGCCCAAAUCGUAAGAAUUCAUCAGCAAAAUCAAAUCAUUCAUCUACUUCAGAAACGACACAAAGUGGAUCUACUGAAACAAAAGAAGGUGAAAAAGAUGCUGACCAUGCCGCAAAGUUAGCUGCUGAAGAAGAUAAAAGGAGGAGAAAUACUGCCGCAUCUGCUAGAUUUCGUGUAAAGAAAAAAAUGCGUGAACAAGCACUUGAAAGAACCGCAAGAGAAAUGACUGCUAAAGCCGAAAUGUUUGAAGGCCGCGUGAAGGAACUUGAAAUGGAAAUUAAAUGGUUAAGGAGUUUAAUUGUAGAGAAAGAUGCCAGACUUUUGGAUGUUGAACGUCCAGGAAAAAGAAAAAAGAAAGCUGAAAGUGAAGAUGAUGAUGACGAUGACGAUGAUGACGAUGAUGAUGAGAAAGAAAAAGAAGUGAAACGGGAACGGAAUGGCCAAACGAACAAAAAGGAGUAAAGAAAUUAACGUCACUUUCAAAAAUUUUUUCUAGGCUUUAUUCGCACCUAAACGAUGCGUGAACAAUGAAAGUCUAACCUGUUUCAUUAUCUUGUUUUAAUUGAUGUUUUAUUUGAUCUAGGGUUUUUUUAUCUUCGGAAUAUUGUCCUUUACACUGAUCUUUUUGUAUUAUUUGCUUGAUAUUUAUAAUAUAUUGAUGAGUAGUGUUCUUUUGUGUGUUUUUUGCAUGUUUCGAAUUAUAAAUAGGGAUAAUUUUGAAUUAUAUGUCCAAGCUUAAGAUCGAUAAUGAUGAUUUUAUUAAGAAAAAAAUUUACGCAUAAUAAUGAAAUAUUUAUAGAUAA